This is a messenger RNA of Solanum lycopersicum (tomato), 1581 nucleotides long. Its product is annotated as tubulin beta-2 chain. Gene Ontology annotation, cellular component: cytoplasm; microtubule. Gene Ontology annotation, biological process: microtubule cytoskeleton organization; mitotic cell cycle. Gene Ontology annotation, molecular function: GTPase activity; GTP binding; structural constituent of cytoskeleton. The record is from RefSeq and is a predicted model, not a curated record. NCBI's taxonomy places the organism in Eukaryota, Viridiplantae, Streptophyta, Magnoliopsida, Solanales, Solanaceae.
CCCCUUUCUCCGUCCCUACACACAAAAUUCUCUUUCAUUUCUCUCUGAUUCUAAGAAAAUUUCUCCCAAAUUUCAACAAAAUGCGUGAGAUUCUUCAUAUUCAAGGUGGACAAUGCGGCAACCAAAUCGGUGCCAAGUUUUGGGAGGUUGUUUGUGCUGAGCACGGCAUUGAUUCCACCGGAAGAUAUGACGGGGAUGCUGAUCUUCAGCUUGAGAGAAUCAAUGUCUAUUAUAAUGAAGCUUCUUGUGGUAGGUUUGUUCCGAGGGCGGUUCUUAUGGAUCUGGAGCCUGGUACCAUGGAUAGUAUUAGAUCUGGUCCUUAUGGACAGAUCUUCCGUCCUGAUAACUUUGUGUUUGGACAAUCUGGUGCGGGUAAUAAUUGGGCGAAAGGGCAUUAUACUGAAGGCGCUGAAUUGAUUGAUGCUGUUCUUGAUGUUGUUCGUAAGGAAGCUGAAAACUGUGAUUGCCUUCAAGGGUUUCAAGUUUGCCAUUCAUUGGGUGGAGGAACAGGAUCUGGUAUGGGUACCCUUUUGAUUUCUAAGAUCAGAGAGGAGUACCCAGACAGAAUGAUGCUUACGUUUUCGGUUUUCCCUUCACCUAAGGUUUCCGAUACCGUCGUUGAACCUUACAAUGCUACUCUGUCUGUUCAUCAAUUGGUUGAAAAUGCUGAUGAAUGUAUGGUUCUUGACAAUGAGGCUUUAUAUGAUAUUUGCUUCAGAACCUUGAAGCUUACCACCCCAAGCUUUGGAGAUUUGAAUCAUUUGAUAUCAGCAACAAUGUCUGGUGUUACCUGUUGUUUGCGUUUCCCUGGUCAGUUGAACUCUGAUCUCCGUAAGCUGGCUGUGAAUCUGAUUCCAUUCCCAAGGCUCCAUUUCUUUAUGGUUGGGUUUGCACCUUUGACUUCCCGUGGUUCACAGCAAUACAGAGCUUUGACUGUCCCCGAGCUUACCCAGCAAAUGUGGGAUGCCAAGAACAUGAUGUGUGCAGCUGACCCUCGCCACGGCAGAUACUUGACUGCCUCAGCUAUGUUCAGGGGCAAAAUGAGCACGAAAGAGGUCGAUGAGCAAAUGCUCAACGUGCAGAACAAGAACUCAUCCUACUUUGUUGAGUGGAUCCCUAACAAUGUGAAAUCAACUGUUUGUGAUAUCCCACCUACCGGACUUAAGAUGGCAUCGACCUUCAUUGGUAACUCAACAUCAAUUCAGGAGAUGUUUAGGCGCGUGAGCGAACAGUUCACUGCUAUGUUCAGGAGAAAGGCUUUCUUGCAUUGGUACACUGGUGAAGGAAUGGACGAGAUGGAGUUUACCGAGGCUGAAAGCAACAUGAACGAUCUUGUGUCGGAGUAUCAGCAGUACCAAGAUGCCACUGCUGAUGAAGAGGGGGAGUACUAUGAGGAUGAAGAUGAAGCUCAAGAGGAGUAAAUUGAAAUGUAAUUUGUACUUUUGUUAUGGAUGAUGCCAAACCACAACUUCCAGUUGAUGUUCUUUUUGGCUAUGAGAUGUAAUAGUUCAAAACUUUGAAGCUUUAAUUAUCUUGUAUUAGUUCAAUUUGCUAUGGAAGACUAUUUUCAAUGUUGUGAUA